Molecule: messenger RNA, 2879 nt
Organism: Megalobrama amblycephala (Wuchang bream)
Lineage: Eukaryota; Metazoa; Chordata; Actinopteri; Cypriniformes; Xenocyprididae
Gene: prg4b
Product: proteoglycan 4b
Exons: 14
Coding region: 176-2446 (756 amino acids)
Biological process (GO): immune response
Molecular function (GO): scavenger receptor activity; polysaccharide binding
Source: RefSeq, a predicted model, not a curated record
UUGUCUUUGUGAAUCACCGCACCCUUGCAAACUAGACGAUUACUAAUUCAGCACGGACUGUAUAAUUGGACCGACAGGGGAACACCACCCCAUUCUGCCCCUAUAUAAAAGUGAAGAUCACUGCAGGUGAAAAAACAGAGGGUCUAUUAGAUGACUCCAGCAGUGAACAACUGAGAUGGCUACAUAUCUGUCCUUACUGCUGCUCUUUGCCUGUGCCUCCACAAGCUCUUCAAAUCCAAAUAGCUGCAGGGGUCGUUGUGGAGAAGGGUACUACAGGGGAAGUUUCUGCCAGUGUGACUAUGAGUGUCUGGGCCUGAAUGAGUGCUGUACAGACUUUCAAGACUUGUGUACUUCAAAGGACUCAUGCAAAGGACGCUGUGGGGAGCCUUUUAAUAGAGGCAAUCCAUGUCACUGUGAUAUAGACUGUGUCCCAUACAGUCAGUGCUGCCCUGAUUAUGAGAGCAUGUGCUUGAUGGAAGAUACUGCCUUAAAGCCAAGAAACACUGGCACCGCAGCUCAAAGGACUACUAACUUAUGCCUAAACAUAAAGAAUAAAAAAUCUACAGAAUCCUCCAAUGAGGAGAUGACCAAUGAGGAAGGAACUGGAGAAGAGUUAAUGAUCACUGAGGAUGAAAGUGAGUCCACACCUUCUGAAGGCUCUGAGAUAAUUUCACCUUAUGCAGAUACAGAUAUAGAAGUGAAUGUUGGGGAAAACAGCACUUCCUACUCAGAGAAUGAGGAGACCACUCAGGAACCAAACAGCAGCAUCGUGGCUUCAUCCCUGCCCCCAUCUAGCCCGUCUUUCACCCAGACAGCAGAUGCAAACAGCAUGCUCUCUGCUGAUGAGAACCCUAUAGAGUAUACUACUCAACAGCCAUCUGAGGAAAUGACAACUUCCAGCACACCACAGCCACAAGAGAAUGCAAGCACAGCACCAACAGAAAGUCCUACAAGCACAGCAACAACAGAAGGUACAUCAAGCACAGCACCAACACAAGGUCCUACAAGCACAGCACCAACAGAAGAUCCUACAAGCACAGCACCAACAGAAGAUCCUACAAGCACAGCACCAACAAAAGAUCCUACAAGCACAGCACCAACAGAAGAUCCUACAAGCACAGCACCAACAGAAAGUCCUACAAGCACAGCACCAACAGAAGAUCCUACAAGCACAGCACCAACAGAAAGUCCUACAAGCACAGCACCAACAGAAGAUCCUACAAGCACAGCACCAACAGAAAGUCCUACAAGCACUGCACCAACAGAAAGUCCUACAAGCACUGCACCAACAGAAGGUCCUACAAGCACAGCACCAACAGAAGAUCCUACAAGCACAGCACUGACAGAAAGUCCUACAAGCACAGCACCAACAGAAGGUCCUACAAGCACUGCACCAACAGAAGGUCCUACAAGCACUGCACCAACAGAAAGUCCUACAAGUGUCACUGAAAUGACUACAAUGGCACAGGGUGAAGAUCCAAAGGAAUCAUCAUCUCUCAAGGGUUCUAGAGCUACAUCAAUCCCAAAGACACCGUCCACUUUUGCUCCAGUGAAACCAACAAAAAAACCCACUCAGCCUAGUACAGACAAGAACGACAAAACAGAACCAAAGGAAUCUCCUAUUGAUCCUAGUGGCAUUGAUCCAAUCAGACCAGUAAAACAAACUCUUAAACCAAGCUCAGACAAGAAUGGCAAAACAGAUAGUAUUAAAGAUUAUCAAGCUGAUGAUUAUGACACUAACCUCUGCAGUGGGCGUCCAGUCAGUGGUCUGACUACACUGAGAAAUGGUACCAUUGUGGUGUUCAGAGGACAUUAUUUUUGGACACUGGACAAAUACAGAAAUCCUGAUCCUCCUCAGUUAAUUACAAGGGUGUGGGGAAUCCCAUCUCCCAUCGACACCGUUUACACCCGUUGCAACUGCCAGGGCAAAACCUACUUCUUCAAGGGAAAAGACUACUGGAGGUUUGAGAAUGGUGUGAUGGAUUCUGGCUUUCCCAAACCUGUCAGCCAGGGCUUCGGACAGAUCGGUCAUAUCACAGCUGCUUUAUCUAUACCUGAGUACAGAAGCAGAAAAGAGUCUGUAAUCUUCUUCAAAAGAGGUGGGAUGGCUCAAAAGUACACAUACCAGGUUACUCCAACAUGUGGAAAAAAGCCAAAAAUUCCUGUGUUCACAGUGAGGAUGAGAGCCAGACGACAAGCCGUUUCAGCUCUGGGGCAAAUGAUCAAUAUCUCAAAGAACUGGAGAGGAUUUCCAACCAUGGUGACCUCAGCAGUGUCCGUACCCUCAAGGGUGAAAGAGGGAUACAAGUAUUAUGUAUUUUCUCAAAGAAAGUAUUACAGCAUAAAAAUGGAAAGAGAAAAACCAGUGAUCUUGAAAUCUGCUACAGGUCCAAGGGAAAACUCUGCGAGCAGCUUCUUCAAAUGCCAGGAAACUAAGAAAAACUGAGUCAUUCAUCUAUUUACCUCAUAUAUAUAUAUAUAUACAGUGAAUUUAGAUUUCUAGUGAUGCCCUUGUCUUAUGUGCCAUGGAAAAACAGUUUUUGGCAGUAAUAUGCUGCAUCGUCAGUGACAGAAUUAAGGACAAACUAAGAAUUUCCUUCAAAACAAUUUUAUUGUACGGAUGUAAAACCAUUAAAAUAACGAUGAUGAUUGCUCAAAACAUUAAACUAACAAACAACAAUUAUAAUACAUUGACUGAAUCUUUGAAGCAGAAUGAAGGUAUGGCUAAUUCUUUUGGAACUAUAAGUUCAGAAUGUGUCGCUCCAGAACUAGAACGAUGACUGCUGGGAGUUUGCUUCACCUAGCAAAACGGCCCCUCACACCCAUGACACCUGCUCCACCUACAGCAAAGAAAGUAGUCAAUAAAGAUGUCAAAUCCA